UAUAAACCUCCACCGAAACAGCGUGGGACCGUGUCCUCGUGCUGAAAUCUCGUAUCAACUUUGACAAUUAUUUUGAUUUUCAGUUUUAAGUGAAAUACAAACAGAUGGAUAUGGAGACGGUAGAAAGACGCUUUGUUCUGCGCUUGCUUCUGCUUUUUCACAUUUCUGCUGCCUUCCUCUUCACAAGUGUGUUGGGUCAGUCCAGGAGGACCAGUGUGGUGGUGGCGGUGCACAACAUCACUGUCCCUGCCGGGUCGCAGAUGGUACUGCAGUGCCACAGCCCCCGCAUGGUUUGGAGCAGGGACCGUCGCAAGGACCGCCAGCGUGUGGUCCACUGGGACCUGUUCCGCACUGAGCCGGACUACUCGGUGGAGCGUCUCGUGGACAAGUUCUCCGCUGGGGAUCAACGAAUCUACAACGGAUUCAACAAGGGCCGCAUCACCCUGUCCAAGACUGCAUUCACAAAUGGAAACUUCUCCCUCACCAUCAAAGAUGUGGGGAUGAAUGACAGGGGCACCUACACCUGUAACCUGCAUCACCAUUACUGCAACCUGCAGGAGUCUAUGAAAAUACAGCUCAACGUCACCAAGUCACCUCGUAAACAGAAACGGUUCUGGGAUGGGGAGAAGACAGUAUUUGUGGUUCUGCUGGGCAGCACUGUUGUCCUGCCAUGUGUGAACCGGCGGCCCGUCUGGACCGACCAGACCCUGGAGGAGGAGCAGCAGGUGGCGCACUGGGACUGGCAGCCGCCGGGGGUGCGCCGCGACGGGGCGGACCGCCUCAUCGACCUGUACGCGUCCGGCGAGCGCCAGGAGUACGGACCGCUCUUCCUCCGCCGCAAGAUGAACAUCUCGGACGAGGCCUUCACCAAGGGCGACUUCUCCCUCACCGUGUCCGACCUGCAGCCCCCUGACCAGGGCCUCUACUCCUGCCACCUGCACCACCACUACUGCGGCCUGCAUGAGCGCCGCGUGUACAGGGUCAGCGUGGGACCGCCCCUGCCUCCGGGACCCCCCCUGACUCCGGAACCCCCCUCAGAGCUACCCCUGGACAUGCCCCAUGAUGAGCCCAGCACAGACAUGUUGGAGGUGCCACACGUCAUCAAUGUCAUCCUACCUGAAAAUCGAAGUCACUUCCUGCAGCAGCUGGGCUACAUCCUGGUAACGCUCCUCCUGCUGGUCCUCAUUGCCGUAGCGAUCAUUCUCCUCACCCGGCGAUGCAAGAGUAAAGGGUCGGAGUAUGACAUGCCCAGGUCCCCAAGGGGUAACAUGAGCACCAGUGAUUUCGAAAUGGACGCCACAGAGCUGAGGAUGUGCAACGCGGAGGAGAUGAAGCUGGACUACAAAAACAACAUAAUGAAGGAGAAGGCAGAGAUGUGCAAGCUCCAAUACCCAAAAGCCUUCAAUGCAGACAAAGGCAACAGAGCUUGGAAGUGAGGCCAGCUAUGCCUCUGGCUGGUCCAGGGCAUGCAUGGGGAGAGGGAGAGCAGAGAAACGAGAGAGCGCUGGAGGG
Megalops cyprinoides (Indo-Pacific tarpon) is the source of this 1512-nucleotide messenger RNA. Its product is annotated as matrix remodeling-associated protein 8-like. Lineage: Eukaryota; Metazoa; Chordata; Actinopteri; Elopiformes; Megalopidae. Gene Ontology annotation, biological process: establishment of glial blood-brain barrier; cell adhesion. Gene Ontology annotation, cellular component: cell surface; membrane. The transcript is spliced from 10 exons. The record is from RefSeq and is a predicted model, not a curated record. The coding region runs from base 105 to 1436 and encodes 443 amino acids.